This is a messenger RNA of Talpa occidentalis (Iberian mole), 8913 nucleotides long. It is a transcript of the gene WIZ, whose product is annotated as WIZ zinc finger. The record is from RefSeq and is a predicted model, not a curated record. Gene Ontology annotation, cellular component: nucleus. Bases 192 to 5852 code for a protein of 1886 amino acids. Gene Ontology annotation, biological process: regulation of transcription by RNA polymerase II. Lineage: Eukaryota; Metazoa; Chordata; Mammalia; Eulipotyphla; Talpidae. Gene Ontology annotation, molecular function: DNA-binding transcription factor activity, RNA polymerase II-specific; RNA polymerase II cis-regulatory region sequence-specific DNA binding. The transcript is spliced from 13 exons.
UGUGGAGGCGGCGGUGGCUGUGGAGGCCGCGGCACCGGCACCGAGAGCAACAGCAGCGGUAGCAACAGCGACGGCCGUACCAAGGAAGGGAGCUCCGUGCCCCGGCGCCCGGCCGGCGGCACCGCCUCCCCGAUCUACAAUGCCUCGCUGAGCCAGCCUAGUAGCUGAGUGGAGCCAAGCAAAGAGCACCCAUGGAUGGGCCCCUGGCAGGUGGCCUGGCUGCCCCAGAUCGUCCUUGUGGCCCUGAGAGACUGCCUGGCCCAGCACCAAGGGAAGACAUUAAAGGUGGAGCUGAGGCUGCUGAGGGGGAAGGUGGCAUCUUCCGGUCCACCUACUACCUGCCUGUCACCAAGGAGGACCACCAGGAAAUUCUGGAUGGCAGAGGUGGCAUUUCCGACGGGCAGCCCCAUCCCGGCCUCAGCGAAGCCCUCCCCCGUGCCACCUCCGCCACCCAUCGGAUCAGCAGCUGCUGCUGGGAUGGAGGCAGCCUAGACUUCCGGCCGGGCUCCCCACUACCCCAUCUCCUGGACCACUUUCCUGGUCCACCUGAUGGCCAAGGGCCCUGGGAGCACCCUCUGGUCCAGGAGGCCAGGGAGAGCAUCCCAUCUGAGCAGAGGUUUGAGGACUCAGUCAUUGUGAGAACUGUGAAGACCCAUCCUGAACUUGAGGGCUCUAGAAGGUUCUUACACCCCCAGUGUGAACCGAAGAUCUUGGAAAAGGUCUCCCGGGGCCUCCCCAGAUUGGACUGGCUCCCAGAUGGAGAAGAGCAGCCUCCACCUCAGGAUAUAGGGCUACACCUGGACCUGCCACCCCAGCCACAGCCCCUUACCUCCUUCCGGACUGUGCUCGUGCCAGUAGAAGAUCCCACUAAGACACUGGAUGUAGUGGCAACUGGCACCAGAGAGCACCUGAUGGACCUUGAGGGGCUAGCCCAGCAGUCUGAUGAGUGGGAUCUUCCCAGGUCGGCCUUAGAGGUGGCCACACAGACCUGGACAGUGAAUUCAGAGGCAUCUGUGGAGCGACUUCAACCACUGCUGCCCCUGGUCCAAACAGGACCAUACCUGUGCAAGCUGCUGGAAGAUGUGGCUGAGGGAGCAGCCAGUGAAAAUGAGGAUGAGGAGGAGCCAGCUGUGUUCCCGUGUAUUGAGUGUAGUAUCUACUUCAAGCAGAAGGAGCACCUGCUGGAGCAUAUGAGCCAGCACCGCCGAACCCCAUGUCAGGAGCCCCAAACUGACCUAGCCCCGUUGGCCUGUGGAGAAUGUGGCUGGGCCUUCACUGACCCGGUAGCCCUUGAGCGGCAUCGGCAGCUGCAUCAGGCAUCCCGGGAGAAGAUUAUUGAGGAGAUACAGAAGUUGAAGCAGGUUCCAGGAGAUGAGGGCCGGGAGGCAAGGCUGCAGUGCCCCAAGUGCAUCUUUGGCACCAAUUCCUCCAAAGCCUUUGUGCAGCAUGCCAAGCUGCACGUGCGCCAGCCUCAGCGCCAGGCAGCCAAAGAGCCCUUUGGGGGCAGCAGUGGGGCCGGCAGCCCCGGCCUUGAUGUUACCACCCUCACCUAUCAACCCUUUCAGGCCUCCUCCGGCCUCAGUGCCUGUGUUUUCUGUGGCUUCCCUGCACCCAGUGAGAGCCUGCUCAGGGAGCAUGUGAGACUUGUACAUGCCCGUCCCCGCUGGGAGGAGGAUGGUGAAGCUUUGGAUGAGGAACCUGCCAGCCAGCCUGGUACCAGCCAGGAUGUGUACGCCCGCUUCUCUGCUGAGGAAUACUUUGGCAAAGCUGAGCCACUCUUGGCCCCCACGUGGCAGGAGAACCCUGCUGGAUACGACCCCAGUCUGGCCUUUGGCCCAGGCUGCCAGCAGCUGGGCUUGAGGGAUUUCCCACUGUCAAAGCCUCUCCUCCCACAUGGCUUGGGCCAGAGGCCCCUAGGAAGUCCAGCCUUUCCCUCACCACUAGCAUCUACCCCCUAUUCCUUACAGCCCAGUAGAAGCAGAAGCAGUGUCCACCCACAGGGUCUCCCAGCCCAAGUGGAAGACCGGAGGUACCCUUGGAGUGAAGAAGAGGAGGAUAUACCCCUGGCAUCAGAAAUGGACUUUUCCCCUGAAAAUGGCAUCUUUCCACCCCAAGUUGCCCCUGGCCUCAUCCCCCAGCCAGCCCUGGCAUUGAAGCAGACUUUCCAGGAAGCCCUGUGGGCAGCUGAGGCCUCACAGGAACAGCAGCAGCAGCUCUGCAGAAUGGUGCCAGUGGUGCUGGUUGCAAAGCUGGGGCCACAAGUCAUGGCUGCUACAGCCAGGAUGCCCCCAAGAUUGCAGCCUGAAGAAUUGGGACUGGGGGUUACCCACCCAUUGGACUUCCUACUCCUGGAUGCACCAUUGGGUGGCCCACUGGGACUGGACACACUCCUGGAUGGGGACCCAGCAGUGGUACUGAAACAUGAGGAGCGGAAAUGCCCCUACUGCCCAGAUCGCUUCCACAAUGGCAUCGGCUUGGCCAACCAUGUUCGGGGCCACCUGAACCGUGUGGGUGUCAGCUACAACGUCCGACAUUUCAUCUCUGCUGAGGAGGUGAAGGCCAUCGAGCGCAGGUUCUCCUUCCAGAAGAAGAAGAAAAAAGUGGCGAACUUUGACCCAGGCACCUUCAGUCUGAUGCGCUGUGACUUCUGUGGGGCUGGCUUUGACACACGAGCUGGCCUUUCCAGCCAUGCCCGGGCCCACUUGCGGGACUUCGGCAUCACCAACUGGGAGCUCACCGUCUCACCCAUCAACAUCCUGCAGGAGCUGCUAGCCACCUCCUCUGCUGAGCAACCUCCCAGCCCCCUGGGCCAUGAGCCUGAGGGGCCACCUGGUGGCUUCCUGACUUCCCGCAGGCCCCGCUUACCUCUCACAGUGCCCUUUCCACCUACCUGGGCUGAGGACCCUGGGCCAGCAUAUGGAGAUGGCCUAGGUUCUGAGGAAAACACAAUGGUGGCCAUGGACUUGGGUUCCCCCCCGCUCCCCAAGAAGAGCCUGCCUAUCCCUGGGCCCCUGGAGCAGGUGGCCAAUCGGCUGAGUAGCAAAGUGGCAGCAGAGGUUCCUCAUGGCAGCAAGCAGGAGCUGCCGGACCUCAAGGCUCAGAGCCUGACCACCUGCGAGGUCUGCGGCGCCUGCUUUGAGACACGGAAAGGCCUGUCCAGCCAUGCACGCUCCCACCUGCGGCAGCUGGGGGUUGCUGAGUCAGAGAGCAGUGGUGCCCCCAUCGACCUCCUUUAUGAGCUUGUGAAGCAGAAGGGCCUGCCUGACACUCACCUUGGGCUGCCCCCGGGUCUGACCAAGAAGACCAGCUCACCGAAGGAGGUGGUUGCUGGGGCCUCCCGGCCAGGCCUGCUCACCCUGACCAAGCCCCUGGAUGCUCCUGCUGUCAACAAGGCCAUCAAGUCUCCUCCUGGCUUCUCAGCCAAGGGUCUGGGUCACCCACCGAGUUCCCCACUCCUCAAGAAGGCACCGCUGGCCCUGGCAGGCUCCCCCACCCCCAAGAAUCCUGAAGACAAGAGCCCCCAGCUGUCCCUGAGCCCCCGGCCGGCCUCCCCAAAGGCACAGUGGCCCCAGUCUGAGGACGAGGGGCCUCUGAACCUCACUUUAGAUAGUGCCGGGGGCAGAGAGCUGGACUGCCAGCUGUGCGGUGCCUGGUUUGAGACCCGCAAGGGCCUGUCCAGCCACGCCCGCGCCCACCUGCGCCACCUGGGCGUCAGCGACCCGGACGCCAAGGGAUCCCCCAUAGACGUGCUCCACGGGCUCAUCAGGAGGGACGGCGUCCAGAUCCGCCUCCCACCAGGGCGCGGCGCCCUGGCCCACCUGGGUCGCCCUCCUCUGGCCUCCGCGGCCUUCUCCUUGCUCCCCCCCCCACCGCCGGCCAAGAAGGCCAAGCUGAAGGCCACGGGUAUGGCCAACCCCUGGGGGAAGCAGGACCUCUCGGCCGCUGCAGCCGCUGGCAUUUUCUGGGCCUCUGAUGUGGAGCCAUCUCCUCUCAACCUCUCCUCAGGCCCAGAGCCAGCACGGGACAUCCGCUGUGAGUUCUGCGGUGAGUUCUUUGAGAAUCGCAAGGGCCUGUCCAGCCACGCACGUUCCCACCUGCGGCAGAUGGGUGUGACUGAAUGGUACGUCAAUGGCUCACCCAUCGACACACUGCGGGAGAUCCUCAAGAGACGGACCCAGUCCCGGCCUGGAGGACACCCUAACCCACCAGGGCCUAGCCCAAAAACCCUGGCCAAGGUGGUGGGCAGUGGAGGUCCUGGCAGCUCACUGGAAGCCCGCAGUCCCGCAGACCUUCACAUCUCACCCCUGGCCAAGAAGUUGCCACCGCCACCAGGCAGCCCCCUAGGCCACUCACCAACUGCUUCUCCUCCUACGGCCCGGAAGAUGUUCCCAGGCCUGGCUGCACCCUCCCUGCCUAAGAAGCUGAAGCCUGAACAAAUGCGGGUGGAGAUCAAGCGGGAGAUGCUGCCAGGGGCCCUUCAUGGGGAGUCUCACCCAUCUGAGGGUCCCUGGGCUGCACCUCGGGAAGACUUGACCCCUCUGAACCUAUCGUCCCGGGCAGAGCCAGUGCGUGAUAUCCGCUGUGAGUUCUGUGGCGAGUUCUUCGAGAACCGCAAGGGUCUGUCGAGCCACGCGCGAUCCCACCUGCGGCAGAUGGGUGUGACUGAGUGGUCUGUCAAUGGCUCGCCCAUUGAUACGCUACGGGAGAUCCUCAAAAAGAAGUCCAAGCCAUGCCUCAUCAAGAAGGAGCCACCUGCGGGAGACUUGGCCCCUGCCUUGGCUGAGGACGGCCCCCCCACAGCGGCCCCUGGGCCCAUGCAGGGGCCCCUGCCACUGGCGCCUAUGGCUGGCCGGCUGGGUAAACCAGGAGCUGGCCCAGCCCAGGUUCCCCGUGAGCUCAGCCUGGCACCCAUAACUGGUGCCAAGCCCUCAGCCACAGGCUACCUGGGCUCAGUGGCAGCCAAGCGACCUUUGCAGGAGGACCGCCUCCUCCCGGCAGAGGUCAAGGCCAAGACAUACAUCCAGACUGAACUGCCCUUCAAGGCAAAGACCCUCCAUGAGAAGACCUCCCACUCCUCCACUGAGGCCUGUUGUGAGUUGUGUGGCCUUUACUUCGAAAACCGCAAGGCUCUGGCCAGCCACGCAAGGGCACACCUGCGGCAGUUUGGUGUGACAGAGUGGUGCGUGAACGGCUCACCCAUUGAGACACUCAGCGAAUGGAUCAAGCACAGGCCCCAGAAGGUGGGCGCCUACCGCAGCUACAUCCAGGGCGGCCGCCCCUUCACCAAGAAGUUCCGCAGUGCUGGCCAUGGCCGCGAUGGUGACAGGCGGCCGCCCCUGGGGCUGGCACCUGGGGGCCUGGCCAUGGUGGGCCGCAGUGCCGGGGGUGAGCCAGGGCUCGAGGCAGGCCGAGCAGCCGACAGUGGUGAACGGCCUCUAGCAGCCAGUCCACCAGGCACAGUGAAGGCUGAGGAGCAUCAACGGCAAAAUAUAAACAAGUUUGAACGCCGACAAGCCCGCCCUCCAGAUGCCUCUGCAGCCCGGGGAGGCGAGGAAGCCAAUGACCUGCAGCAGAAGCUGGAGGAGGUCCGGCAACCCCCACCCCGGGUUCGGCCGGUUCCCUCCCUGGUGCCCCGACCCCCCCAGACUUCACUUGUCAAGUUUGUUGGCAACAUCUACACCCUGAAGUGCAGGUUCUGUGAGGUGGAAUUCCAGGGGCCCCUCUCCAUCCAGGAGGAAUGGGUGCGGCAUUUACAGCGGCACAUCCUGGAGAUGAAUUUUUCCAAAACGGACCCCCAACCUGACGAGCCCCAGGCGCUGCAGGCACAGACAGCGGCAGCUGAGGCACCCUAACACAGAAGCAUUCCAGAUCUCCUCUCGUGCCACCUCUGUCUCCUCUUCCUCCUCAAUCUUUUCCUCCCUCCGUUCCCUCUUUCUUUUCCGUUUCCAAAGGAGCAAGCCAGAACCUCAAACCGGCACCCUUUGGGGCCGGGCACACUACAGCCGGGGCGUCCUUACCCCAGCCUGAGGACACUGGGGCCACAGGGCAACUUCCUCCAGCCCACCCUCACCCAUUCCAGCAGGGUCAAUGGCCAGGUCUCUGGUCACAGGGGAAGCAGGCCAGCACUCCCCUGUGUCUAGCAGCCAGAUAGGGUUAUGUUUGCUAUCUGUGGCCAUUUGCAAAGAUCCCAAAGACCCCUGUCCUGGUUCCCUUUUGCCCUGGUGAAUAUCCUCUCACUGCACGCUCAUGCGAACACAGAUACACGCAUACACCUCGUCGUGAGACCCGGGAUCUGCCCCAGCCCCCCAGUUCCUGAGUUGAACAACCACGUCAUGCCACGGUGCUUGCUCAGGGGAAGGCACACUCCCUUUGUAGGCCUGAUAGGGCCUGGGAGCUCCCCACUGAGUCCACAAUGCCACGGAAAUCCUGUUGACACCCCCCCCCACACACACACACACACCCACCCCCCCUGGGGCCUUCCCGGCUGGGAAGAGCUCAGAGCUGACAGCUGCCUCCUGCCAUGUCAAGGCCCCCUCAGAGCCCCUGGACUCCAGGGCCCAGGAAGGGGUGGGGGUGGGACUCUUCUCCCCCACCCCUGGCCCCUCCCUCUUUUCACUGUUGCUUUCUAUGUAUAGCUCCCUAGACCUUUCACUUUUUUAAAAACGCGUUUUGUGUAGAGAAUAAGGAACGUGGAUCUUUUUAUUUUGCAACCCUGGGCCAGCUAGAAACUGGGAGUCGAUUGACCUUUUAACUUUUUUCAGUGGCCACAUUUUGGUUAUCGAUGUACCUAGAAGUAUGUAAAUUAGAUUAAAUUUCUCUUCUGGAAACACCCCAGGGCAGGCGGCCAGCGUGUGUUUUUCUGUCAACUGGACAGGCUGGCAUUGUUUGGCAGCCAGGGCUGGGAUCAAGCUGUCUCUGCUCAGAACCCCUGGAGGCCCUGGGUUUUCCUCCUAGCCAACCAGACCCUUCUGGGGACAAGCCCAAGUUCCCAGCUAUUGGUUCUGAGUGGCUGGCGUAGCUGGUGGGGAGCCCUAGCCAACUGGUGACAUGGCUUUUGUGAGCAGAGGAGAGGAACCAGAGCUAUCAGCAACUGGUCUGGGAAGGGAGUCAGGAUGGAGAAGUGACCCAGGUUAGAAGGCUCUCAGAGGGCAGGAGCUGUCCAGUGAGGGUGUGGGUACCCUUCAGGUGGAGGGGAGAACGUAGCUCAUGGGACUGGCCUGCAUUCAGGACAUGACUUGUCCACAUACACAUACCCCAAACCCCAGUAAUACAAGGGGAAAAGGGAGCUGCUGGUUCCUCUGUGAUGUUAUUUAUUUUCUCACUCUGCAAAUGUUUAUUGAACAUUUCUGAGAUUUUAAGAGAUUUUGUUGGCUGCUCCUUGUUUAUUGCAUGUGAUUUUUCAGCUCAUCGUUAUCACGUCUAUGGCUAAGGGCUGGAAAGUGGCAAUGACCUCUUGGGGUAUAGAUAGCAGAGACCUCCUCUACCCCUAACCUUAUUACCCCAGAUCCCCCAACUAGCCCCUGCCUGGGGCUGGGCGGGUAGGGGAAUGGUAACCACAAGCUGUGCUAAUACAUGCCCACAGAGUGGUCUUGGUCUGCAAGCUUAGGUUUUCUGUUCAUGUGAGGUCAGAUUAUACAUCUUGCCCGGCAUAGGAGGAAUUGACCUCUUCCAUCCAUGCUAUCAUGCAGGUAGGCAUCUCCUGGAAUGAAGCUAACUCAGACACUUCCUCUUUUGUCUUUUUAUAAGUUAGUUUUAAAAAAUGUAAAAUUGAUAUGAACUCAAUGUAAAAAAUUCAAACAAUACAAGAGCUCAUAAAGUCACAUAGGAAGCCCCUCCCACCACAACCAUGCAGUGGUAGUUGUGAAGGUCUUUGAGUGGGUACAUAGAGUUCUUGCCACAGAGGUAUCUUUUCCGAAAACAGCACACCCCUUCUUGAGCCAUUCUGUCUCAGAGGUAGCACAUUGGUUGUUAAAUUACCAAGAGGAUAAAAUGAUGGCUGUGGGUACAUACCUCAGGAUGUGUGUCCCAGGGUCUUGCCUUUGGAGGGCAGGCAGGCAGGCAGGCAGGCAGGCAGGCAGGCAGGCAUCCAUCCCUGACAUUGACACUGAAAUGAGCCCUAAAGCCAGAGUCCACAUUCCUGCUUUGUAUAUGGCACUUCUCACUUAAGGCAUCAUAGUCCUUGUCCCAUAUUGGCAGCAAGUUUUGCAUAAGUCCUAUCUUUUUGGUGAGGUUUGUAAACAUUUUAUCAGAGAAUUCCUGUCAUACAAAGAAAAGUAGGAUGAACACUCAUCUACUCCAUAUAAUUCAUCACCAAUCUUCAGCUAUAAUUCCAAGCUGCGCUUUUCCCCUUCCUCAUUUGCAUUGGGGUCAAUCACAUUGUCUUAAAUCUCUUAAUAUUUCAGCAAGUUUCUCUUAAGGAUAUGGACUUCUUAAAAUGUCAUUGCACCUAAAGAAAUUUCAAUAUCAAACAUCAACAGCAUAAUUUAAAACAAGGUGUCCAAAUCAUAAUUGUACAGUUUGGUGAAUUUUCACACGUCUGCUGCUCUAUCUCAUCUCUUAGAAAUGAUGAGAGGUCUCUGACGUUAGAUUCCACACCUCCGCUAAGCGUUCUCAGAAGAGGGCUGGAGAUUGCCCUGUUACUGCAGGAUAUCCAAAGUCCAUAAUGAACCAGGAGGGUCUUAAGAGGUAACUCUGAAAUGUCAAGGACCUUGAACAAGUCAUGAAUUCCAAGACUCAGUUAUCUUGGUCCUCAAAGAUAUGAGGAAGUAUUUGAGAUGCAGACAUUUAUUACAUAUAUAGACAUGCUAUAUAAAUACAUUCGUUGUCAUUACGUCACGAUUAAUAAUGUAAGACCCAGCGCACCGACACCAGAAUGAUUUCAUUACGUACAUUGUGAUCUGUUUGAACACACGC